Molecule: messenger RNA, 1044 nt
Organism: Lithohypha guttulata
Lineage: Eukaryota; Fungi; Ascomycota; Eurotiomycetes; Chaetothyriales; Trichomeriaceae
Exons: 2
Coding region: 1-1044 (347 amino acids)
Biological process (GO): protein insertion into ER membrane
Cellular component (GO): cytosol; TRC complex
Molecular function (GO): protein binding
Source: RefSeq, a predicted model, not a curated record
AUGUCUAACAAGAUAGCGAAAACGAUAGCACGGCAGAAGGAGAAGAUUGCCGAAGGAAACUACUACGAGGCCCAUCAACAGCUCCGAGUCAUUACCUCCCGCUACCUCAAGUCCUCCGACUAUACCUCUGCCGCCGAUAUUCUAUCCAAUGGCUCCCUCAUGCUUCUCAAAGCUGGUCAAGGUGGUUCAGGAGGAGAUCUGGCUAUCACGCUAUUGACAGAUGUGUAUACGAAGGCCUCGUGGCCAGUCAAUGACGCGAAUAAAAGGAGAGUAAUAGAGAUCCUACAAGCCUUCGCACCAGGCGAACCAACACGGAAACGCUUCAUUCAGGAACUAAGCACGUGGAUGACAAAGGAGGGAAUCGAAGGUUCCAAUCAAGAAAGAGGCGACCCAGAACUCCACCACGAUAUUGGUGUCCUCCUUGCCAACGAGGGCGAAGCAUACGAAGCUGAACGCCAUCUACUGCUCGGUCAAGUACCACAAUCCGCUCAGCCAUUGGCCCACAUGCACUAUAAUUGGUACAAAGAGGAUAGUCCUCACACAGCAGCAAUCUACGCAUCUCGUUCAGUCCUACCCUACCUCGUCCUUGGAAACCUACAAUCUGCAACCAUAGCAAUGGCGGUCUUUACAUCACAGCUCUUGUCCAACAACACCUCAAUACCUACACAAACCAUCGAGUCUUCGAGAUCUUCAGUGCGAAUAUUCCCGUCGUUACCACUCCUGAAUUUCCUCUCCCUACUACUCCUGGCAGUACAGAAGUCGGAUAAGUCGUUGUUUCAACAGUUAGCGAGACACUAUGCGGCACACCUAAAAGAUGUUGGUGACAUAUGGACUGAUGCUCUUGCACAGAUAGGUGAUAUAUGGUUUGGUAUUAGAUUACCGAGGCAAGGUGGGAAUCCAUUGUUCGAUAUGAUGGGUAGUAUGUUGUUUGGAGGUGGUGGGAAUCAGGCACAGAAGAGUUCGGCAGGUUCUUCUCAGGCUAGAUCUUCGACACCGCAACCUCAGGCUCAGAUUAAGGCGCCUGUUGCUAUGGAUUUGGAUUAA